This is a messenger RNA of Pleurotus ostreatus (oyster mushroom), 855 nucleotides long. RefSeq lists its product as uncharacterized. Lineage: Eukaryota; Fungi; Basidiomycota; Agaricomycetes; Agaricales; Pleurotaceae. Gene Ontology annotation, molecular function: phosphatidylinositol binding; actin filament binding. Gene Ontology annotation, cellular component: actin cortical patch. The coding region runs from base 1 to 855 and encodes 284 amino acids. The record is from RefSeq and is a predicted model, not a curated record. The transcript is spliced from 4 exons. Gene Ontology annotation, biological process: actin cortical patch localization; actin filament bundle assembly.
AUGUCGAUGCUUGACAAAUUUCGCAAGGGUGCCCAAAAAGCCGGUAUCCAAGCCACUGCGUUCCUGCAAGAUAGCUCUAGCAAGGUCGUCAGUGGCUCAAGAGAGUUUGCCCAUGGGUUCAGUCUUCCAGGAGAGGCCGAAAAGGCGGCCAAUAUCCUGGACAGUUUCUUAGCCGACCCGCAACAGCCACAAUCUGCGUUAAACUCCAUUCCCAAAGCUGUUCUGCAACGAGCAAGGGGGCUGGCUAUCUUCCAGGUCCUCAAAGCUGGCUUCGUAUUCUCCGGGAAGGCUGGCUCUGGCAUUGUCAUCGCUCGACUGCCCGACGGCUCGUGGUCAGCGCCGUCAUGCAUCGCGACGGGCGGCCUAGGGUGGGGCCUGCAAAUUGGCGCCGACAUCACCGACUUCGUGAUCGUACUCAACAGCGAAGACGCAGUCCGAGCAUUCUCUAUGGGUGGGAAUGUUACCAUUGGUGGAAAUAUCAGUGCAAGUGCUGGCCCGAUCGGGACUGGGGGGAGUGUUCAAGCAUCGUUAGCACACCCAGCGCCAAUGUUCUCCUACUCAAAGUCCAAAGGAUUGUUCGCCGGGCUUUCUCUGGAGGGUACUGCACUCAUAGAGCGUAAGGACGCCAACAGGGAGUUCUACGGAUCCCCAGUCCCUGCACGCGAUAUCCUUGGUGGACGAGUGCCCCCGCCCGAGGUUGCGUCCCGCCUGUACGAGAUCAUCGAAGCAGCGGAGGGUCUAGACGAGACAGACGUACCCGAAGCAGCGUACAUCCCUACCGCAACAGGCGAGCAUAUCCAAGUCGGAAGAAACGACCACAAUCAAAUGGUUUUCGACGCCGACGUCCAUCACUGA